AUGGCGACCAGGACGGUUGUAAUUAAUGAAGUCCUGUAUUUUUUGAAAAAUAAGUUCGGUUUACUUGAUGAUGAAAACUUUGUUAAUAAUGUUUCGGAAUUUUAUACAAAUGACGACAUUGUUGGAGCUUUAAAAAUAUUAAAAAAUGAAAUGGAAGUCAAUAAAAGUGAAAAACUCGACAAAAUCAUACCUCGUGGAACGACUAAAAAAGAAAGGUUACAAGAUUGCAUUGCUAUUUUAAAAUAUCUAAAAUUAUCAGAUUUGAUGGACAAAUGUCCGAUUUUUGUCAGUAGUGACCUGGAAAAAAUUCCAGAUAUGGAAAGUUUGAUUAAAUUAAAUUUUGAAAGUUUAAAACGAGAAAUUACUGACAUAUUGCACAGCCAACAGCAGCACGUGCUUAAUACCUUAGAGGUGCACAACAAGGAAAUUUGCGCGGUAAAAAACACCGUUAAUAAUAUAGCGCUGAACUACGAUAAAACGACAUAUUAUAAUCACCACAACAAACUGCUUUCAAACUCGAAUCCCUUAGGACGAAGUAGCAAAAUGCAUCAUUGUAGCUACGCUGACAAAGUUUCAUCGAAUUUAUUAAUAUCUGGCACUAAAACAUCACACUGUAAUGAAGUUGAAAAAAGUAUAGCGCCAAAGUUACUUGAAAAGUCAAGCGAUUUAAUUAUUGACGUAAAUAAUCAAAAUUUCAACCCUGGAAACCUGUGGUCAGAUGCCGAGAAAACACCAGUGGAUGAUGGGUUUAGAGAGUACAUUUCCAGAAAUAAAAAAAGAGCCAGACUAAACAACUCAUCUGAAGAUAAUAAUGAAAUGAAAUCAAGUGGUACAACCGGUAACACGGGCAAUGUUAACGCAUCCAUUCCAAAACCAAUUAAAAAAAUUAUUGGCAUCAAAGUAAUCGACAACUGCAAACUUCAGGCCGAAAAGAACCUUAUAAAAAAGACCGUUUUCUUGAUGAGCAACGUAAAAAGAUGUCACAGAAAUUAUGUCAUAGAUUUUCUUAAAACAAGUGGUAUAAACGUCAUCUCUUGUUUUCCGUUGAUAAAACGUUCUAAUCAGGAAAUAAGCGAUCCAGUAAACAAGGAUGAGGAAGAAUCAACGAUGUUUCGUGUAUGUGUCGAAAGUUGCGAUGGACCGAAGAUGAAGGACCCGGAAAUUAUGUUAAAACACAUCAUUGUACGCGAAUGGCGUUUCGGGAAAAACACCGACAAAAACUCCGAUACAACGAACAAACAUGGCUGA
Helobdella robusta is the source of this 1248-nucleotide messenger RNA. RefSeq lists its product as hypothetical. Lineage: Eukaryota; Metazoa; Annelida; Clitellata; Rhynchobdellida; Glossiphoniidae. The record is from RefSeq and is a predicted model, not a curated record. The coding region runs from base 1 to 1248 and encodes 415 amino acids. The transcript has a single exon.